This is a messenger RNA of Penicillium daleae, 1095 nucleotides long. Its product is annotated as SDR family oxidoreductase. Lineage: Eukaryota; Fungi; Ascomycota; Eurotiomycetes; Eurotiales; Aspergillaceae. Gene Ontology annotation, molecular function: oxidoreductase activity, acting on the CH-OH group of donors, NAD or NADP as acceptor. The record is from RefSeq and is a predicted model, not a curated record. The transcript has 5 exons. Bases 1 to 1095 code for a protein of 364 amino acids.
AUGACUCGAGUCCUUCUCACUGGCAAGCGCGGCAGUGGCUUCAUUGCAACUCAUGUACUGGAGACUCUCCUUGCAAGAGGCCACUCGGUUGUGACCACCGUUCGAUCCCAGCAAAAGGCGCAAGCUAUUCUCGAUGCUCAUCCACAGCUAUCAAAAGAUCGACUAGAUUGUGCUAUCGUGGAAAAUAUGGCCCGAGUUGACGGUAGGGGAUCUCUAUCCAUCACAUAUGCUUUCCUCAAGCUAACAAUUGAUCUAGCGUUUGACGAUGCGGUGGUAUCUGAGCUUCCCUUUGAAGCUGUCAUUCAUACCGCUAGCCCUUAUCACUUCCAUGCCAAAGAUGCGAAAGAAUUACUGGAGCCAGCGAUUAUUGGAACGACGGGGAUUCUCAAAUCUGUGCAGAAGCAUGCUCCUUCAGUCAAGUGUGUCGUCGUGACUUCUUCUUUCGCAGCAAUCAACAAUAUCUACGCCAAGGCUAAGGGCAAAGUAUACUCCGAGGCCGACUGGUGUCCGAUCACCGAGGCACAAGCCAACGACAAUCCCGCGAAUGCGUAUCGGGCUAGUAAGACAUUUGCUGAACGAGCAGCGUGGGACUUUAUCAAGAAUGAGAAUCCCUCAUUUAACCUUACCGUCAUCAAUCCACCACUGGUCCUGGGCCCCGUUGCACACAACCUCGCCUCUCUAAGCAGCCUCAACACCUCUAAUGAACGUAUUCGGGAUCUCAUCACUGGUGCAGCAAAGGAAAGAUGUCCGCCGACAGGUAACUAUCUCUAUGUCGACGUGCGCGACUUAGCACUAGCGCAUGUUCUCGCGAUCGAAAAGCCCGAAGCUGGCGGUAAACGUUUCUUCACGGUAUCGAGCCAUUUCUCCAACAAAGAGAUCGCAGAAAUUAUUGGUCAGGAGUUUCCACAAUUCAAGGAUCGACUGCCUUCAGGCGAGGCUCUCAUUCCAGGGGAUUAUCCGGUCGAUGGAGUGUAUGGCUUUGAUAACUCGCGAGCCCGCGAGAUCCUAGGUGUACCGUUUCGGCCACUCAAGGAGAGUGUGGUAGAUGCAGUACACAGCUUGCUGGCUUUCGAUCCGAAGAUUGGUAUUCAAUAA